AUGAAGUGGUCACCUGUUUACAUAAUAAUAACCAUUUCAACUUAUGUACAUUCCCAACAGAGAAUCGUUGAAGGCCCCACAGAUACUCGAGUUUUACUUGGUAGUACAGCUCUUUUAAAAUGUCGUAUUGAAGCACAGCAAGGAGCAGUGCAAUGGAUGAAAAAUGGUUUUGGUUUGGGAAACGAUCGUGAUUUAUCUUUAUUCAAAAGGUAUAGUAUGGAAGGUAGGAUUAGUAAGGGAGAAUAUAAUUUGCGGAUAAUUAAUGUACAAAUGGAUGAUGACGAUGAAUAUGCAUGUCAGGUUGAAGCAGCCAAUGAAAGCCCAACCAGGGUAUCCAAUAUUGCUAAACUUACUGUUUUAGUUAAACCAGAAGAUCCAAAAUUGUUGUUACCUGUAUCCAAUCUGAGAACAGUGGUUGGACAACAUAUUCAACGAUCGUGCAUAAGCACACAUGGUAAACCGCAGGCAAAAAUAGGCUGGGUCAUAUCUGACGAUCUAAAUGCCUCAAGUGUUUCAAUUUGGCUAGGAGACAGUAAGGCUAAGCUCAAUCCGGUCUUUGAGCUUGCUAAUAAUGGUCAAGAAAUACAAAAUGCACACGUUAUUGAAUAUGUUAGCUCUAAUAACGAUCAAACUUACGAUGUUAUCAGCAAUAUAAGUUUUGCACCUCGGAUGGAAGACGAUGACAAAUAUUUGGUAUGCUUGGUGAGCCAUGAAACUUACACAACGACACGAUCAUAUGCUGUUCGACUUGAUUUAAACUAUCCGCCAAAAGUAGAAGUGAAACUGGACAAUAAUUCCAAGCUUUAUGAGCACGGUUCGGCAAAACUCCUCUGCAACGUCAAAGCUAAACCAUUCGAGAAUAUCAAAAUAACGUGGUACCGAAAUGGAAAAGCAAUCACCCUUGCAACAUCUAAUACGUUAUCAAUAUCCGAGUUAAGAAUUGACCAUCACCAAUCUGAGUAUACAUGUGUUGCAACAAAUAUAAUUGGCGAUUCUUCUGAUUCUAUUGUUCUCAAUGUUACAUAUGGAGCUUACAUAAUGUCACGUGAGCAGCAUCAAGCGGUAAAUCCUGGCGAAACAGCAACAUUUGUUUGUGAAGCUAUUGGAAAUCCAACUCCAACAAUCUAUUGGACUAAAGUAGCUGAUAGUGAAAUCAUAGCUCGCGGAAACAAUUUAACAAUUGAAUCAGUUCAAAGUUGGCAACGUGGUGAAUAUGAAUGCGUAGCAACGGUCCAGGGAUUUCCGCCUGCACGUUUAAUAAAUUAUUUACACAUUAGGGGACCACCUUCUGUAAGGUUGGGUGAUGAAAUUGUUGCCGGUGUUGGAGAAAGUCUUGAGAUUAUUUGUGAGGUACGAGGCCGUCCGCAGCCACAAGAUGUUUUGUGGUCCUUAAAUGGGAUAACGUUUGAAUAUGGACGUUUAGGCGGUCGAUUUCAAAUUCAUCAAGUCCCGCGGCAAUUUGGCGUAGAAAGUCGGUUAGCUAUUCAAAAUGUCAAAGAUUCGGAUUUUGGUACGUACAAUUGCACUGCCUAUAAUGAAUUGGGCAAGGAUUUCCAGACAGUUCAAUUGAAACCGAAAAGCAUAGUGGACGCAUUUAUUGGAAUUGUACCACCGCAAUAUUUUAUUCCAACUGCUUUCCUAUUACUCUCAGCUCUGUUCGUUAUGGGUUGUUGUGGUUGUUGGCAAUGUCAUCGAAAUUCAUACAAAAAUGCUGCUCAGUUCAGCGAUGAUCAUUCUGAUGUGAAUGUAAAAAUUGAAACGCUUAUUGGCGAUCAGUUUUUUACUGACAUGUAUAAUUCUAUAUCAAACGAAAGUCAUCAACUUCUUUGUUCUGAAGAUUAUAUACCGGUGCCACAAAGUAAUCCAAACUGUUAUUAUUUAUCAUCUUCACCGCUUAUUAAUAGAAGCAUUUACAAAGCUUGUGCAUCACAUUCUUUUGAUUGUGGCAUUGAUGAACAAAAUAUGCAUAUCAAUCAUCCCUACAAUAGUUUUGCAUCAAGUGCAAGUACCGCUGCUGUUACCACAUCUGAACCAUAUCGCUAUCAGAAUCCAAAGGGAUGUGCGCUACUGGAAACAAUGUCUAAAGUAUCAACAUCGGAUGCGGAAUGUGCAGGUGCCUUACAGAACGGUGCAGUGCGAAUGCAAGAGCGACCAAUAAGUCAAAUAUCGACACACGUUUAG
Molecule: messenger RNA, 2181 nt
Organism: Acanthocheilonema viteae
Lineage: Eukaryota; Metazoa; Nematoda; Chromadorea; Rhabditida; Onchocercidae
Source: the annotation of a GenBank genome assembly